CUCCCUGUUCACCAAUCCAUUUCAUUCCGGACUCCUGUCUCCAGUCAGCUAUCAGUGCUGCAAUCUAAUAGCAUUUUCUGAACUUUGGCUACAUCUGAACAGUUGGGUAGUAAUAAACACUAGAGAGAAUAAAAGUGUUCAUAAAUCAAUUACUAAGAGAUCAGCAGAGGUGACUUCAGGGAGAAGAGGAGACAGAAGCCACAGCAGAGCAACUGUGAGCCUGGGACAAGGACGAAUUUACUGGACUGGCUGGAGGAAAUCACAUCUGAUGUUAGAAGACCUACACUGAAUGUUCAUCAUGCAUCGGAUGAAAGUCCUGGGAGUAAUCGCUUUGGGCGUGGCUUCUCUAGUGAUCGGCAUUCUUAUUGGACAUUUUGCCAUUGCGCCAAGACUACCCACAUGGCUUCAGAGGAUGAGCACAGAUGGGGACCCCAAAUACAGCAAUCAGCUUCAUCAAGAGAUUCGAGCAGAAGAAAUCCACAAGAACUUGCAGUUUUUCGCUGGCAAGCCUCAUAUCGCAGGAAGCCACCAAGAAGAGGAAGUUCUAGUCAACUAUAUGUACAAGACAUGGCAAUCAAACCUAGAUGGAGUUAAAAUAUACAACUAUACAGUUCUCCUUUCUUACCCUAAUGCAAGUGAUCCCAACUACAUUGCCAUUGUGUCUGCUGAUGGUGUGGAAAGUGACCUAUCACAAAAAGUCGAGAAAAUACUUAGUCCUGAUCAGAAUGAUUCCACUGUGGUUAACCCGUUCAAUGCCUAUUCACCAUCCGGAGUUAUUGUGGGAGAUCUAGUAUAUGUUAACUAUGCUACUGUGGAAGAUUUUCAUUUCCUCACCCGCAAUCUGUCAAUGAAUUUAACUGGUACUGUGGCAAUUGCUAGAUAUGGGCAAAUAUUCAGAGGUGACAAGGUAAGAAAUGGAGAGUUAUUUGGCUGUGCUGGGAUGAUAAUAUACUCUGAUCCAGCGGAUUAUGCAUUUGGUGACCAAGAACGAGUAUACCCAGAUGAUUGGUGGUUGCCAGGCACAGGAGCUCAGCGAGGAACAGUUUUAAGAGGAGAUGGAGAUCCGUUAACCCCCUUCUACCCCUCGAUUGGCUCUGCGUUUUAUUUGGAUGAAAAGGAUGUAGCAUUACCAAAGAUCCCAGUGACUCCAAUAGGCUACAAUGAUGCAGUCAAGUAUCUCAGUAAGAUGUCUGGAAACGAGGCACCAAACUCAUGGAAAGGAAAGCUAAAUGUCAUAUACAAAUUAGGACCGGGCUUUGCACCUCCUUACGAGAACAGUAAAAUAAAGCUUUAUGUGAAGAACUACAAUGUAAAGAGAACAAUAAGAAAUGUCAUUGGAUUCAUUGAAGGACAGUUUGAGCCUGAUCGCUAUGUAGCUUUGGGUAACCACAGAGAUGCCUGGGUCUUUGGCGCUAUUGAUCCAUCUAGUGGCACAGCUACCAUGAUGGAAGUUAGCAGAGCAAUGGGUCAACUGCUCAAAAAAGGUUGGCGCCCAAGAAGAUCCAUCUUAUUCUGCAGUUGGGGAGCAGAGGAAUAUGGAUUAAUUGGAUCAACAGAAUGGGUAGAGGAAAUGGAAAAAGUUUUAGGAUCCCGAACUGUGGCCUACCUAAAUGUGGAUAUUGCUGUGGAAGGAAAUUCCACCCUCCGUGCACUUGCUACUCCCAUCCUGCAUAAACUACUGUUUGCCGCAGCCAGAAAGGUAGAAAAUCCUAACCCUGAUGAAAUUCGAGCAGGACGAAGAUCAGUAUUUGACACCUGGGUUAAGAAUAUACCAUCUUCUCAUGAUCCGAAUCUCCCACAUGUGAACAGCUUGGGAUCAGGAAGUGAUUAUUCACCUUUUCUGCAAAUUACUGGAAUUUCUGCAGCAGAUUUGCUUUACACAUACGACCAGAAAUAUACUAUAGCUUCGUACCCCAUGUAUCAUUCUGUUUAUGAAACGGUGGAUCUGGUGUCACGUCUUUUGGACCGAGGAUUUAAGUAUCAUCAAGCUGUUGGAAGAAUUUGGGGUGAAUUGGCUCUACGUCUGGCUGAUGAUGUCAUCUUGAAUUUUGACUGUCUGCAGUAUGCGGAGACACUAAAGUCAAUUGUCAGUGAAUUACAAACCAUCUAUGGACUUACAUUUCAGGAACAUAACCUAUCUUUGGAUGCUGUGAAGGAUGCAGUUGAAGAAUUUCUUAAAGCAGCUAAGGCUCUGCAAGAAAAGGCAGAAAAAGCAAACAGAGAGAAUCCACUGGAGGUGAGAAAAAUUAACGAUCAACUAAUGCAAAUUGAAAGAGCAUUUAUGGAUCCUUUUGGAGUAGGCGGCAGCUUGAACUACAGGCACGUGAUAUAUGCCCCAAAUCAGCACAAUAUGUACGCUGCCUCCAGUUUCCCUGGCCUGGCCGCCGCUAUGUUUGAUAUUGAAAAUGAUCCAGAUCAGGAAAGACGCUGGCAACAAGUCAAAAAGGAAAUUUCCAUCAUCGCCUUUACCAUAUCUUCUGCUGCAAGCACCAUGGAAGACCCUAGCAGCAUAGGCGGAGGCCACAUGAAGGACCGGAGUGUUCUUUGACAAGGAACUCUCAUGAUAUAGACAUUAGCCUGCAGUUAUAAAAUGUUUGCAAAUCUAUAUAUAUAGAGAGAGAAUGGAUUUUUAUUCCUAGUUUGACCACAUUCUCUGAUAAUGUCCAUGCCGUGUAUGCAGAUCUGCUUUACAGUAGACUUCUAUUGUUUGGUAUGUGUUUUCAUAGUCUAUGAGCCUGGUGCCCAAAUUGUAGACUGAGGGUCUGAUACUAGUUGUACCCCAUAUUUUAUCCAUUUUAAAAUGCUGCAAGUACAGAAAAAUAUCUAAUGAUCUGAAAUAAAUCCAGUGGGCCAGAUUCACGUAUUUCCGCGUAACUUAGCCGCGGCGUAACCUAUCCCAUUUACGUUACAACGCCGCAAGUUUACAGCGUAAGUGCCUGAUUCACAAA
Rana temporaria (common frog) is the source of this 2948-nucleotide messenger RNA. Its product is annotated as putative N-acetylated-alpha-linked acidic dipeptidase. The transcript is spliced from 18 exons. The record is from RefSeq and is a predicted model, not a curated record. The coding region runs from base 290 to 2548 and encodes 752 amino acids. NCBI's taxonomy places the organism in Eukaryota, Metazoa, Chordata, Amphibia, Anura, Ranidae. Gene Ontology annotation, molecular function: carboxypeptidase activity.